AUGGGAGCAGCAUACCAUAUUGUCCAGGAUGUCUUAUCCGGUUACAACGGUACCGUUUUUGCGUACGGUCAAACAUCAUCCGGUAAAACGCAUACGAUGGAAGGUAUAUUCGGUGAGAAUGAUAAACAAGGUAUUAUUCCACGUAUGGUACAGGAUAUUUUUAAUCAUAUUUACAAUAUGGAUGCUGAUCUGGAAUUUCACAUUAAAGUUUCUUAUUUUGAAAUAUAUAACGAGAAAAUAAGAGAUCUCCUUGACGUAACCAAAAUGAAUCUCGCAAUUCAUGAGGAUAAAAACCGCGUACCGUAUGUGAAAGGUGCCACUGAACGUUUCGUGUCUAGUCCCGAAGAGGUGAUGGCCACAAUCGAUGAGGGAAAGAAUAAUCGUCAUGUCGCUGUUACAAAUAUGAAUGAGCAUAGCUCAAGGAGUCAUAGUGUGUUCUUGAUACAAGUGAAGCAAGAAAAUACGGCCACUCAGAAGAAACUUACCGGAAAAUUGUAUUUGGUUGAUUUGGCCGGUAGCGAGAAGGUUAGUAAAACAGGCGCCGAAGGGCAGGUGUUAGAGGAGGCGAAAAACAUCAACAAAUCAUUAUCAGCGCUUGGAAAUGUGAUCGCUGCACUUGCUGAAGGCACUAAAAGUCAUGUGCCGUAUCGAGACAGCAAAUUGACACGAAUUCUUCAAGAGUCAUUAGGUGGUAAUUCACGAACAACCAUCGUUAUCUGUUGCUCACCUGCGUCGUCAAAUGAAGCCGAAACGAAGAGUACACUUAUGUUUGGCCAGCGAGCGAAAACGAUCAAGAACGUUGUCGUUGUGAACGAAGAAUUGACGGCAGAAGAAUGGAAACGACGUUAUGAACGCGAAAAAGAUAAAGUGGCGAGAUUGAAACAGCAGCUGAUGGCCGCCGAGAUGGAAUUGAAUCGUUGGCGAAAGGGUGAAAAGAUUCCCGAAUCAGAAUGGGUGAAUUUAUUAGAAGGUGGCGUACUGAAUCUUCAACUUGCGCCUGGUUCUGAGACAUUAUCGCCAUCAGUAAGUGAAUCUGUAUUAGGUUCAUUGGAUCGUUCCAUCUCAGUUGCACAAGUGCCGCUUCUUACGUCAGCCAUCGGGGCGAUCACGGAUGCUGAUCGUAAGAAGUAUGAAGAAGAACGAGCACAACUCUAUCAGCAGUUGGAUGAGAAAGAUGAUGAAAUUACGUUGCAUUCUCAAAUGGCUGAGCAACUGAAACAGCAAAUGAAUGAGCAGGAAGAAUUGAUCAAGCAGAUCAAGCUCGAUUACGAGAACGCUCAGGCGGAAGUACAGCGAAUUCAAGGUGAGAAUGAAGCAUCCAAAGAGGAAUCGAAAGAAGUUUUGACAGCACUCGAAGAGCUGGCGAUGAAUUACGACAUGAAGACACAAGAAGCUGAGCAGAAAUCGAGAGAAAAUGACCAACUUAGUAGUAUGUUGAGGGACUUAUCGGAAGUUGGUCCGAAUUACGCAAACGCGGCAAAAUAUAAUUUCGAGAAUAUCAACGAGAAGCCAUUCGAUGAGGAAUUAUUCGCACAUACUCGUAUUUGUAUCUCAAAACUCAGCGCCGACUUCAAAUCCACACUUCAGAAAUUGAAGCAACAUGAAAUUGAUGAGCAGAAGCUGAAAGAAAGUAUGGAGUGUAAUAGGAAGAGAAGAAUUGAUAGACUAGAGAUAACUGAUCCGUUUUGUUUCACUUUUUGGGUAGAAUAUGAUUUGAAAGUAUCAAAUUUGGAAUCGGGUUCCGGUGAUGUAACGCAACGUUUGGAGACAACCGAGAAAGAGUUGACGGAGUGUCGUUUGCAAUUGCAACAAAACGAAGUGAAAAAUAAAACAUUGCAAGAGACGAUCGCUGAGCAAGAGAAAAUCAAAAGGCAACUUGAAGAACAGGCAUCGUUGCAAGAAUUACAAGUGGUCAAGGAGCGUCUUCAGUCGGAUUACGACAAACUGAAAGCAGAGGAAGGAGAACGUGAGAAACGCAUCAAGGAAUUAUCGGGUCUUUCUGAGAAGCGUGAACAGGCAAAGAGUGAUCUGAAA
This is a messenger RNA of Anisakis simplex (herring worm), 2034 nucleotides long. The record is from the annotation of a GenBank genome assembly. NCBI's taxonomy places the organism in Eukaryota, Metazoa, Nematoda, Chromadorea, Rhabditida, Anisakidae.